GUCACCUGUAGAUGUCGCCAAAAUAACUCAACCAACACAUGGAAGAGGACAGAACUUCGCUGCUGUCUUAGCAUUGCAAAUUCAAAUGCGACCUGUAAAGUUCCCGGGAAUAAGAGCAGAGGAAGACACGAUGGGAUGCACUUCUAGCACUCAGACCACAGCUCAAGACACAACACGACCCAACACCAAACGAGAUGGGAGCACAUCAGGAACAAAUAAUGAAAACGGUGGCCCUGCAGCAGACAGCGAGACAAUUCCAGACCAAACCCAGGCCGAGGAAUCUCCACAGACAUCCAGUGCAGCUCCUGUUGCCUCGGAGGAAAUACAGAGCUCUGUGGCUGCCGUAGCUCACAAUGAACCAGAAGCAGCUGCUGCUGAGGCCAUUACAUCUGACCAGCCUGCUGAACCCGAAUCAAACCCCUCCACAACAGCUGACAAUACCGAAGAACCAGCACCAAGUGAAAACACAACUGAGGACCAGGCUAAAUCUUCCCCACCAGAGGACGUGCCUGCCUCUGGUGAAGAUAGUUAAGUGCGCAUCAUUUGGCACAGUUACUACAGAAUCCGGAUUCAACCACCUAUUUUCAAUAAAAUAAAGAUUCACAUGAAUGGUUUCAAAAUACAGUGGAACAUUAGUUUAUUUAUUAUAUAGAUAUUGCUUGUUCGUUGCCAAGAUUUAGACCAACUGGUCUUCAGAGACUCUGUGCCUGUCUUUGUAUACACAGGAUACAAACAUCACACUAGUUAUAGUUUAGUGAAUUAUAAUUGCUGGCUUUAGCUAGAGAUUUCCUUCAUCGAUAUUUAAUAUUGGUGCCUAUUUUAGUGGCUUUACCCCUUUAUAAAAAAUGCAAAAAGCCAAAGAGAAUAUGAAAAUCGUGGAAUGCUAUUUAUAUAAUUAUGUAAUAUUUUAACCAACUGAAAUAAAAUGUUAUAUACAUUUAAAAUGACA
This is a messenger RNA of Sinocyclocheilus grahami, 949 nucleotides long. RefSeq names its product major latex allergen Hev b 5-like. The coding region runs from base 86 to 532 and encodes 148 amino acids. The transcript is spliced from 6 exons. NCBI's taxonomy places the organism in Eukaryota, Metazoa, Chordata, Actinopteri, Cypriniformes, Cyprinidae. The record is from RefSeq and is a predicted model, not a curated record.